GCGGCCCCGCGGCCUCCCGGAUCGCUUUAUUAUGCGAUCGCUGGUGGGGGGCGGUGUUCCGCAGCCUGGGGGCUCGCGGGGCCUCGCUGUGGGAGGGCGGGACCUCGGUGGGGAAGUGAUCCCACGUGGGUAGGGGAGGGCAAGGCUCAGAGGGACCUUGGGAGAGGCUUAGAGAGACUUUGAACCUUGCCCCGCCUAGAGACGGCAGAGUUCGGGCCCUAGAGACCCAAAGCGCCCGACGUUCCCUAGUCGCAGAGGAGAGAGGCAUGGACGGGCUUCUGAGUCCCAGGGAGUCUGCCAAGUUCAUUGCAGAAAACAGUCGGGAUGUGUUCAUUGACAGCGGAGGCGUGCAGAGGGUGGCCGAGCUGCUGCUGGCCAAGGCCUCUGGCCCGGACCUGAGCGUGGGGGCGUGGAAGGCCCUUCAUGAGCUGAAUCCCAGGGCGGCCGACGAGGCCGCAGUCAACUGGGUGUUCCUGACGGACACGCUCAACUUCUCCUUUUGGUCGGAGCAGGAUGAGCACAAGUGUGUGGUGGGCUACAGGGGGAGGACGUACACCGGGUACUGGUCUCUGUGCGCCGCGGUCAACAGAGCCCUGGACGAAGGAAUACCGAUCACUAGUGCUUCAUACUAUGCCACAGUGUCUCUGGAUCAGGUUCGGCAGAUAUUUCUUUCGGACACAGACGUUUCCAUGCCUUUGAUAGAAGAGAGGCAUCGAAUUCUCAAUGAAACCGGGAAAAUUCUGCUGGAGAAGUUUGGAGGCUCUUUUCUUAACUGCGUGCGCAAAAGUGAUAAAAGCGCACAGAAGUUAAUGCACUUGGUGGUUGAAAGUUUUCCUUCAUACCGAGACAUUACUCAGUUUGAGGGGAAAAGAGUUUCUUUUUUCAAACGAGCCCAAAUUCUUGUGGCAGAUACAUGGAGUGUAUUAGAAGGAAAAGGAGACGGCUGUUUUAAGGACAUCUCCAGUAUCACUAUGUUUGCUGACUACAGAUUACCCCAGGUUCUUGUUCACCUUGGAGCCCUGAAGUACUCUGAUGAACUAAUGAAGAAGCUUCUUAAAGGAGAAAUGCUGUCAUAUGGGGAUAAGCAAGAGGUGGAAAUCAGAGGGUGCUCACUUUGGUGUGUCGAGCUGAUCCGGGAUUGCCUUCUAGAGCUUAUUGAAAAAAAGGAUGAAAAGCCUAAUGGAGAGAUCAACUCCAUUCUUCUGGAUUAUUACUUGUGGGACUACGCUCGGGACCACAGGGAAGAUAUGAAAGGAAUUCCGUUUCACCGCACACGUUGCAUAUACUAUUGACCCCAAGUGUAAAAUGAUCCAAAGAAACCUCUCUACAUUUUUUAAAUCAUAUAAUCAUGUAUACCGUUUUGCUUUGAUAUUAAGAGAAAGUGGAGUUACAAUCAUGAGAAAAUUGAGUAUCCAGUAUCACUUCAAAAGAUUUUUCCUGAAGUCUUUUCCUGAAACAGUGAUAGCUGUGCAUUCUAACUUUAUCCCAUAUCUGCUUGUUGAGCUUUGACUCCAUCAUCUCUUUUUAUGGACACAGUUUACAUAGUGAAGAAACGUUAAUACUUUCUUUCAAUCUCAGAUUUCUUGAGGGCCAGCAGGUGGCACGAAGGUAAAGGCAGCUGGAUCCCACACAGCCAGCUUCAUGGUUUGAGCUCUGAAGUCGGGGAUGCUAUAGCUUGAAAAAAUCACACCUGACAUGUGUGCCCAAAACCCCCCUAGGAGAAUGAAGGAGAAGGGAUUAUGGCUUGACCAUCUCCCUAGCAGGGAUGUUUUCUCACUUUCCUUCCCUCUCUGAUAGGAAAAAAAAAAAAAAGAAAGAAAAGAAAGUAGGUUUCUUAACAUUAAUCAUGCCUUAUCUUGUGGUCAGUCUUCAGUGAUAGUAUUUUAUCUAUUCAAUGAUAGCUUUUUUCUAGGUGUAGGAGUCUUUUCCAUACCUUAAUCAUUUGCUAUAAAAGAGAAAGAGAAGGUAGGGUGUUUAAUGUAUGCAUCGCUAUUGCUCUCGUGAAAAUGAAUCUUGCCACUGGUUCACUUUUUAUUGAUAAAUGAUAGUGGGUUUUGUACAUCACGAUUUUCAAUUUGGUCUAUCUAUUUUCUGAGUAUUUUUUUUCCAAGAGAAUAUACUGGAAUUGAAUAAAGAUUUUCAAUUUUUUCUUU
Tupaia belangeri chinensis (Chinese tree shrew) is the source of this 2153-nucleotide messenger RNA. It is a transcript of the gene QNG1, whose product is annotated as Q-nucleotide N-glycosylase 1. Bases 267 to 1292 code for a protein of 341 amino acids. Lineage: Eukaryota; Metazoa; Chordata; Mammalia; Scandentia; Tupaiidae. The transcript has 4 exons. The record is from RefSeq and is a predicted model, not a curated record.